This is a messenger RNA of Arctia plantaginis, 1935 nucleotides long. Lineage: Eukaryota; Metazoa; Arthropoda; Insecta; Lepidoptera; Erebidae. The record is from the annotation of a GenBank genome assembly.
AUGGAAGUGUGUAAAAGUGGCGCCACCUGUGCUGUUGUAGCCGUCCUGCUCUUGAGGCGAGGGCGUGUCCCCAGGGCGCCUCCCACAGUCCGCGGGGACGGACGGGGGCGCUGCGAAGCAUGGGCACUCGGCGGCUCGCUCCCGCGACGCUUGUUAGUGUUCCGCAAAUCCACAGCGGGAUCACCCGCACAACCGGGACACGAUCCCAGUGGGCUGAUGUUUGGCCUGCACCACCAGGAGGCGGCGGGUGGCCUGCACGCUCAACCCCGCGGACCCGUCACCUCCUUGAAGGAGGAACCUCUCACCAGAGCCUGGAUGACACCCACGUCGCUAGUUGAUAAUACCAACAGCGUAGGCGUUGGCCGCGCUCACUUCGAGAAGCAACCGCCCAGCAACCUACGCAAGAGCAAUUUCUUCCACUUCGUUGUGGCACUGUACGACCGCUCUGGGCAACCGGUCGAGAUAGAACGUACUGCCUUUAUUGGUUUCAUUGAGAAAGAUCAGGAAGUUGAAGGACAAAAGACGAAUAAUGGCAUUCAAUACAGACUUCAAUUACUUUAUGCAAAUGGUAUUAGACAAGAACAAGACAUUUUUGUUCGACUCAUCGAUUCGGUGACGAAACAACCUAUAGUGUAUGAAGGUCAAGACAAGAAUCCAGAAAUGUGCAGGGUUUUGUUAACACACGAAGUUAUGUGCAGUCGGUGUUGUGACAAAAAAAGCUGUGGUAAUAGAAACGAAACGCCCUCCGACCCAGUUAUCAUCGAUCGGUUUUUCUUGAAGUUCUUCCUGAAAUGCAACCAGAAUUGUUUGAAGAAUGCCGGCAACCCACGCGACAUGAGAAGGUUUCAGGUGGUGAUAUCAACACAAGUAAUGGUGGAUGGCCCUCUACUGGCAAUAUCAGACAACAUGUUUGUACACAAUAACAGCAAGCAUGGCCGACGAGCGAAGAGAUUAGAUCCUAGCGAAGCAGGUCUGUAUCCGCCGUUACCCGUGGCAACGCCGUGUAUCAAAGCGAUAUCACCGAGCGAAGGAUGGACGUCAGGCGGGUCAACCGUUAUCAUAGUAGGGGACAACUUCUUUGAUGGACUACAAGUUGUGUUCGGGACCAUGCUGGUGUGGAGUGAGCUCAUAACGUCGCACGCGAUAAGAGUGCAAACACCGCCUAGACACAUACCAGGAGUCGUGGAAGUGACGCUUUCGUACAAGAGCAAGCAGUUCUGCAAGGGAGCACCAGGGAGAUUUGUUUAUGUUUCAGCGUUGAACGAACCAACGAUAGAUUAUGGAUUUCAGAGGCUACAGAAACUUAUACCGAGACAUCCCGGGGACCCGGAAAAAUUGCCGAAGGAAAUAAUUCUGAAACGAGCAGCGGACUUGGCAGAGGCGCUAUACUCAAUGCCACGCAAUAAUCAACUUGGGCUCGGAGCACCUCGGUCGCCCCCUGCAAGUAUGCCUUUCAACUCGUACACUGGCCAGUUGGCGGUCAGCGUACAGGACACUGCGGCCUCGCAGUGGACUGAAGAGGAGUUCGCGCGCAGCGGCGGUUCAGUGUCGCCGCGGUACUGCAGCGCCGCGUCCACGCCGCACGCCGCGCCCGCUGCCUACCCGCACCCGCAGCACUACCCCGCACCGCCUACCUCACUCUUCAAUGCUAGCUCACUGUCUCUAGGACCCUACCAUCCGGCGAACAUGAAUGGACACUUAUCAUCUGACCGUCACUAUAACGCGUAUAAUACGAAAGAUAGCGGAUAUUACAGUGAAAGAAAUGGCUCUAAAAGCUUGGCCGACUGUCCGGUAAACAUUCAUACAAAAUGCACCGGCAGCGAUAUGAAAGGGGCACAGAAUAAAGAGGCUAAGCUGAGAAGCGCCUUUGCUGUUGUGAGGCAAGGUCCCAAUGAAAAUCAUCAGAAUUGGCAACAUCUCGCCGUCCAAUGUUAG